Molecule: messenger RNA, 516 nt
Organism: Abrus precatorius (Indian licorice)
Lineage: Eukaryota; Viridiplantae; Streptophyta; Magnoliopsida; Fabales; Fabaceae
Exons: 3
Coding region: 1-516 (171 amino acids)
Source: RefSeq, a predicted model, not a curated record
AUGAUCAAGGAGAAGAUGAAGGCUGCACAAGAUAGGCAGAAAAGUUACUAUGAUAGGAGGAGGAAGCCUUUGGAGUUCCAGGUGGGUGACCAUGUGUUUUUUAAGGUCUUACUUGUGACUGGAGUUGGGAGAGCUCUGAAAUCUCGAAAGCUAUCUCCAAAGUUUAUUGGGCCAUUCGAAGUGCUGAGUAGAAUUGGUCCUGUCGUGAAGUAUGUUCCAGAUCUUUCCCAUGUGAUUGAUCUUGACUCAGUUCAAGUAAGAAAAGAUUUGUCUUAUGAUGUGUAUCCAGUGAGAAUUGUGGAUCACUAUGUUAAACAGUUGAGAGGCAAAAAGAUCUCAUUGAUGAAGGGUGUUUUCGCUGUAGUGAGAAGGCCCUGGGCGAAGAGCAUGAAACUAUGCUAUUCUCACUGUAGCGAAAAGGCGACAGUGGAAGGUGCAUUUCUGGAUACAGUCUCGCUGUAUCGAGAUUCUGCAGAAAUCAAAGUGCAGUUUCCUCUGCGAUUUUUGCUGUUGUGA